This is a messenger RNA of Portunus trituberculatus (swimming crab), 2419 nucleotides long. Its product is annotated as protein O-linked-mannose beta-1,2-N-acetylglucosaminyltransferase 1-like. Gene Ontology annotation, molecular function: beta-1,3-galactosyl-O-glycosyl-glycoprotein beta-1,3-N-acetylglucosaminyltransferase activity. Gene Ontology annotation, biological process: protein O-linked glycosylation via N-acetylgalactosamine. Lineage: Eukaryota; Metazoa; Arthropoda; Malacostraca; Decapoda; Portunidae. Gene Ontology annotation, cellular component: Golgi membrane. Bases 138 to 2120 code for a protein of 660 amino acids. The transcript has 13 exons. The record is from RefSeq and is a predicted model, not a curated record.
CCACACUGCCAUUCACGUGUCACCUCUGUCGUGCCGCUGUGCUGGUGUGCUGUGGGGGCGAUGGGUGCCUGCUGUGUGUGAGGAAAAUCAUGGGGUGUUAGAGGAGGUGUCAUCAAGGUGGGCAGUGUGCGGGCGGCAUGGUGUGGGCGGGCACCCUGGCGGUGGUGGUGAUGGUGAUAGUGGUGGUGGUGCGUGGAGAAGCGUCUGUGAAAUGGAGAAAUAUUAGUCGUGACCGCCGGUUUAGGCCGUUUGACCUGGAGACUUACGAGCGAAUACAAGCUGCGAAAGAGAGGCACAUCCACCUGACGCUGCAGGUCGCUGACACCCACGUGCAGCUCUUCAUCAAUGACGUUCUCGAGUAUGAAGUCAAAGGGAAGAGACCGUCGAGGGUAAGUCCAGGGUCGACGCAUUCCGGCGUGCACGUGUUGGUGGUGCACGAGUCUCGCGGCCAUCUCAUGAUGGCCCAGCACUUCGUGACGCACCAGCCCGCAGAACAUCGGCGGUUGCGGCAGUGCCUGGCCACGGUGCAGCGCGGCAGGGUGGUUGUGCUGCUGGGGGCGCCGGAGUGGAUAAUGUUCCUGAGCCAAGAGGCGGAGGGCGCCCUCACAACACUGGGGUCAAAAUGGGCUUCGCGUGUUACUCAGGGUGAGACAUGGGCGUGGGUGGGCGUGCUGGGAGGAACCACCCUGGGCGAGGCUGUCACCACGAGGCGGCGGGAGCAAUACCCUUCGUGUAACCUGCUGUUGGACGUGUUCGUGGCGAAGACUCGGGAGUCAGGCAGCAGGUGUGCGUGGUACGAUGUCCCAGGCAUGCAGCGCCAGGCUACUUUCUGUGAGCAAUAUGAAGGUUAUGGCGACUUGUGUGCCUGCGAGCAGCCCUUCUUCCCUGAGACACGGAAACUGCAGAAAGCCAUUACGAUGCACGAGAAAAUCCCCGUCGUGGUGGUGACCGCCACUAAGCCUUAUUACUUAUACAGACUCCUCCGUCAGCUGUUCACGCAGGCGGGAGCGUGGCAGACGGACAUGUUGCUGGUGGUAGACGGCGCCCAUCAGGAGACACUGUCCCUGGCGGGCGUGCUGGGCGUGGCCUCACUGGUGCACCGCCCGGAAAGUGUCAAGAGGAACCGCACCAACGCCAACAUUCGCUUCGCUUUACAGAGUGUGUUCCGGCACUUCCCCGCCGCGGACAAGGCCAUCUUACUGGAGGACGACCUGCUUCUCUCCCCGGACUUCCUCAGAUUCUUUCAUCAGGUGGCGCCGCUGCUGGAUCGUGACCCCACCGUGUCCUGCAUUAACGCCUUCAACAGCAACAGUUUCCCCGACACGGCCAAGGAUCCUCGAGUGCUGCUGAGGGCCAGGUCUUAUCCCAUGUAUGGCUGGCUGGCCUCCAGAGCAUACGCCACCGAGAUCACUCGUAACUGGGUGCCUGAAGGGACAGGGGACUGGGAUCUGUGGCUGACGGGGGAGCGCUUGAGGAAGGGGCGUGACGUGGUGUCCCCUGAAGUGUCGAGGACCUUCCACGCAGGGUCAUCAGGGGUGCACGUCAACGGUUUUGAGCAGGAAAUCUACUUCAACCGCAUGAUCUACAACCACGACCCGGAGGUGACCGUCGGGGAAGUGGAUCUAACAGUGAGAGCCAAAUAUGAUGAGCUGCUGCAACGUGCCCUCAAGACAGCCCAGUCACUCACGCCUCCCUCCCGUGACCUGUGCAACAUGACCUGGGUGCCCCGCAACAGCCCGCGUCCCCUGGCCAUUUACCUGUACGCCGAGGACAGCACCGACAAGUACCACACCUAUGAAAUCUUCCUCAUGUGCUUCCGGACGUAUGAUAUCAGCACGCGAGAGAUAUACAGGGGCGUGAUGCGACUCAGAUGGGGCCACUCUGUCGUUUACCUGGUGGGCUGCCCUUACUCCCCGUUCUGCGUGUACAGCCUGGAGAAGAAGGCUUACCUUCCCUCGGUGGCGGAGCUGCAGAGGGCGGGGAAUUUCAGGGACGACUGGGAGAUGACACAGGUGACCAAUAACCACCGUUUGGCGCGUGACCCCAGCCGUCCUUCUAACCUUGACCUUACCAACGUUCUGAACAGUGGGAAGACUCAGGGUUCCAGUAGAGAUGCGUGACAUCUGACCUUUUAGAUGUGAAGUAAGGUUCUUUUGUUUUGUUAAUAUUUGUAAAGGAAAAGUGACCAUGGAAAAGAUAGAAAAAGUAUGAAUGAGUGAAUUUAUCUACAGCAAAUAGAUUGGAAUACAUAAGUGAGUAAGUUGAUGAAUAUAUGAAUGAAUAAAUAAGAAUGGAUAUGCCGCGUUCAAUUAUUUACUAUCUAACUCGAUAAAAAAAAUAUUCAGAGGAGUUUAGGAAGAGUUGAUUAAUUUAGCUCUAGAAGUGCAGUCAUGAGGAAAUAAAAAUGUGUUCACGUGCA